Molecule: messenger RNA, 267 nt
Organism: Copidosoma floridanum
Lineage: Eukaryota; Metazoa; Arthropoda; Insecta; Hymenoptera; Encyrtidae
Gene: RyR
Product: Ryanodine receptor
Biological process (GO): intracellular calcium ion homeostasis; striated muscle contraction; release of sequestered calcium ion into cytosol by sarcoplasmic reticulum
Cellular component (GO): Z disc; sarcolemma; smooth endoplasmic reticulum
Molecular function (GO): protein binding; ryanodine-sensitive calcium-release channel activity
Source: RefSeq, a predicted model, not a curated record
AUGGCAGACAGCGAGGGGGGCUCUGAGCAGGAUGACGUCUCGUUUUUACGCACGGAAGACAUGGUGUGUCUUUCAUGCACAGCCACUGGGGAACGAGUUUGUCUGGCAGCUGAGGGUUUUGGAAAUCGACACUGUUUUCUCGAAAAUAUAGCUGACAAAAAUAUACCACCGGACUUAUCACAAUGUGUAUUUGUAAUUGAGCAAGCCUUAUCAGUAAGGGCUUUGCAAGAAUUGGUUACUGCUGCUGGAUCAGAGACGGUAACGUAA